Molecule: messenger RNA, 933 nt
Organism: Merops nubicus (carmine bee-eater)
Lineage: Eukaryota; Metazoa; Chordata; Aves; Coraciiformes; Meropidae
Gene: FZD5
Product: frizzled class receptor 5
Exons: 2
Biological process (GO): non-canonical Wnt signaling pathway; canonical Wnt signaling pathway
Cellular component (GO): plasma membrane
Molecular function (GO): Wnt-protein binding; Wnt receptor activity
Source: RefSeq, a predicted model, not a curated record
UGGCCCGAGAGGAUGAGCUGCGACAGCCUGCCGGUGCUGGGGGACAGCGAGGUGCUCUGCAUGGGCUACAACCACACGGAGGCCACCACCCUGCCGCCCUUCUUCGGGAAGCCCACGCGCCCGGCCAAGGACGCGGCCAAAAACCUGACGCCGCUCGACGGGCAGCGCCCCUCAGGGCUGGACUGCGGCCGGACUUGCAGGUGCAAGGCGCCCCUGAUCCCCAUCUCCAAGGAGUCCCACCCGCUCUACAACCGCAUCAGGACCGGGCAGGUGCCCAACUGCGCCAUCCCCUGCUACCAGCCCUACUUCACCCAGGACGAGAAGACCUUCGCCACCUUCUGGAUCGGCCUCUGGUCCAUUCUCUGCUUCCUCUCCACCUCCACCACCGUGGCCACGUUCCUCAUCGACAUGGAGCGCUUCAAGUACCCCGAGCGCCCCAUCAUCUUCCUCUCCGCUUGCUACCUCUUCGUCUCCGUGGGCUACAUCGUGCGGCUGGUGGACAGGGCCAUCCACUACGAGACCACGGGCCCUGCCCUCUGCACCGUGGUCUUCCUCCUCCUCUACUUCUUCGGCAUGGCCAGCUCCAUCUGGUGGGUCAUCCUGUCCUUCACCUGGUUCCUGGCGGCCGGCAUGAAGUGGGGCAACGAGGCCAUCGCUAGCUACGCGCAGUACUUCCACCUGGCCGCCUGGCUCAUCCCCAGCGCCAAGGCCAUCGCCGUGCUGGCGCUCAGCGCCGUGGACGGGGACCCGGUGGCCGGGGUUUGCUACGUGGGCAACCAGAGCCUGGAGAACCUGCGGGGCUUCGUGCUGGCGCCGCUGGUUGUGUACUUCUUCACCGGCAGCCUCUUCCUGCUGGCCGGCUUCGUCUCGCUCUUUCGCAUCCGCAGCGUGAUCAAGCAGGGCGGCACCAAGACCGACAAGCUGGAGAAGCUG